Microtus ochrogaster (prairie vole) is the source of this 3585-nucleotide messenger RNA. RefSeq names its product ATPase phospholipid transporting 8B4 (putative) (gene Atp8b4). The coding region runs from base 1 to 3585 and encodes 1194 amino acids. Gene Ontology annotation, biological process: phospholipid translocation; Golgi organization. Gene Ontology annotation, molecular function: ATP hydrolysis activity; ATP binding; magnesium ion binding. Gene Ontology annotation, cellular component: trans-Golgi network; plasma membrane. The transcript has 27 exons. Lineage: Eukaryota; Metazoa; Chordata; Mammalia; Rodentia; Cricetidae. The record is from RefSeq and is a predicted model, not a curated record.
AUGAUGUUCUUCAGUAAGAAGAAGCUGCCUGAAGUAGAGCGGGUGGUAAAAGCCAAUGACCGUGACUACAAUGAGAAAUUCCAGUAUGCGGACAAUCGUAUCCAUACGUCCAAGUACAACGUUCUCACAUUCUUGCCAAUUAAUUUAUUUGAACAGUUCCAAAGAGUGGCGAAUGCCUAUUUCCUUUUUCUCCUGAUACUACAGCUCAUUCCAGAAAUCUCUUCCCUGACCUGGUUCACCACCAUCGUGCCUCUGGUCCUGGUGAUCUCCAUGACAGCUGUCAAGGAUGCUACCGACGACUAUUUUCGUCACCGGAGUGAUAAUCAAGUGAAUAACCGGCAGUCGGAAGUGCUCAUCAACAGCAAGUUGCAGAAUGAAAAAUGGAUGAACGUUAAAGUUGGAGACAUCAUUAAAUUAGAAAAUAACCAAUUUGUUGCUGCCGACUUGCUGCUCCUGUCAAGUAGUGAGCCACAUGGUCUCUGCUAUGUUGAAACAGCUGAGCUCGAUGGGGAAACAAAUCUGAAAGUCCGUCAAGCGCUACCUGUCACCUCAGAACUGGGAGCAGAUAUUAGCAGCCUCGCAAAGUUUGAUGGGACUGUCGUCUGUGAGGCACCUAACAACAAGUUAGACAAGUUCUCCGGAGUCCUCUCUUGGAAGGACAGCAAGCACACUCUCAGCAACCAGAAGAUAAUCCUGAGAGGCUGCAUCCUGAGGAACACCAGUUGGUGCUUUGGAAUGGUUCUUUUUGCAGGUCCUGACACUAAACUAAUGCAGAACAGUGGCAAGACAAAGUUUAAAAGGACAAGCAUUGACAGAUUGAUGAAUACCCUAGUCCUGUGGAUUUUUGGAUUUCUGGUAUGCUUGGGAAUUAUUCUCGCAAUAGGAAAUUCAAUCUGGGAGAGUAAAACUGGAGCCCAGUUCAGAACUUUCCUCUUUCGGAGCGAAGGCGAGAAGAGUUCCUUGUUCUCAGGAUUCUUAACUUUCUGGUCAUACGUUAUCAUCCUCAACACACUUGUGCCCAUUUCGUUAUAUGUGAGCGUGGAAGUAAUCCGCCUGGGACACAGUUAUUUUAUAAACUGGGACCGGAAGAUGUAUUACACCACCAAGGCAAUGCCUGCCGAGGCCCGGACAACCACACUCAAUGAAGAACUGGGCCAGAUUGAAUAUAUUUUCUCCGACAAAACAGGAACUCUCACUCAAAAUAUCAUGACUUUCAAAAAAUGUUCCAUCAAUGGGAGAGUCUACGCAGGUGAAGUACUAGAUGACCUGGGCCAGAAGAAAGAAAUAACUAAGAAAAGGGAGGCUGUGGACGUCCCAGGCAAAUCUCAGUCAGAAAGAGUGCUUCAUUUCUCUGACCACAGUCUGAUGGAAGCCAUUGACCUGGGGGACCCCAAAGUGCAUGAAUUCCUUCGCUUGCUUGCUCUCUGCCACACUGUAAUGUCAGAGGAGGACAGUGCAGGACAGCUGGUUUACCAAGUUCAAUCACCCGAUGAGGGAGCUCUAGUUACUGCUGCUAGAAAUUUUGGGUUUGUUUUCAAGUCUCGGACCCCAGAGACAAUAACAGUGGAAGAAUUGGGAACACCUGUUACUUAUCAGUUACUUGCCUUUUUGGAUUUCAACAACAUCAGGAAAAGGAUGUCUGUCAUAGUUCGAAAUCCAGAAGGACAGAUAAAACUUUAUUCCAAGGGAGCAGACACUAUUUUGUUUGAGAAACUCCAUCCUUCCAACAAAGACCUGCUGUCUUUGACGUCAGACCAUCUCAGUGAAUUUGCAGGCGAAGGCCUUCGCACUUUGGCAAUUGCUUAUAGAGAGCUUGACAACAAAUACUUUAAAGUGUGGCAGGAGAUGCUCGAAGAUGCAAAUGCCGCCACCACGGAGAGGGAUGAAAGGAUAUCUGGGCUCUAUGAAGAAAUUGAAAGAGAUUUGAUGCUACUAGGUGCCACUGCUGUAGAAGAUAAGUUACAAGAAGGUGUUAUUGAAACAGUUACAAGUCUAUCACUAGCCAAUAUUAAGAUCUGGAUUCUAACAGGAGACAAACAAGAGACUGCCAUUAAUAUUGGUUACGCCUGCAACGUGCUGACGGACGCCAUGGAUGCCGUGUUUGUGAUAGCGGGGAACACAGCUCUAGAAGUACGACAUGAGCUCAGGAAAGCCAAGGAAAAUUUGUUUGGACAAAACACGAGUUUUUCCAAUGGACAUGUACUUAAUGAAAGUAAGCAGCAGCUGGAGCUGGACUCGGGUGCAGAAGAAGCGGUAACUGGAGACUAUGCCUUAGUCAUAAAUGGCCACAGUUUGGCCCAUGCCCUAGAAAGUGAUGUGGAGAACGAUCUUUUGGAACUCGCCUGCAUGUGCAAAGCUGUGGUUUGCUGCAGAGUCACCCCACUCCAGAAAGCCCAAGUAGUGGAGCUGGUCAAAAAGCACAGGAACGCUGUAACUUUGGCUAUCGGCGAUGGGGCCAAUGACGUCAGCAUGAUUAAAAGUGCUCACAUUGGCAUUGGCAUCAGCGGCCAGGAAGGCCUGCAAGCAGUCUUGGCCAGUGACUACGCUUUGGCUCAGUUUAAGCAUCUCCAGCGGCUGCUUCUUGUUCACGGAAGGUGGUCCUACUACAGGAUGUGCAAGUUUUUAUGCUAUUUCUUCUACAAGAACUUUGCCUUCACCCUCGUGCAUUUCUGGUUUGCCUUCUUCUGUGGUUUCUCGGCACAAACUGUUUAUGACCAGUGGUUCAUCACUCUUUUUAACAUCGUUUACACAUCACUACCUGUUUUAGCCAUGGGGAUAUUUGACCAGGAUGUGAGUGACCAGAACAGCAUGGACUAUCCUCAGCUCUACGAACCUGGACAACUGAAUCUACUUUUCAACAAGCGUAUCUUUUUCAUCUGUAUGGCACAUGGAAUCUACACUUCGUUAGCCCUUUUCUUCAUUCCCUAUGGGUCCUUUUACAACGUGGCUGGAGAAGACGGGCAGCACAUUGCUGACUACCAGUCCUUUGCGGUUACCAUGGCCACAUCUUUGGUCAUUGUGGUCAGUGUACAGAUAGCCUUGGACACCAGUUACUGGACGGUGAUUAAUCAUGUCUUUAUCUGGGGCAGUGUGGCUACGUAUUUCUCCAUUUUACUGGCCAUGCACAGUAACGGCGUCUUUAGAAUCUUCCCGCACCAGUUCCCCUUUGUCGGAAACGCAUGGCACUCCUUGAGUCAGAAGUUCGUCUGGCUUGUUGUUCUCUUGAUCGCAGUGGCUUCGGUCAUGCCGGUGGUGGCAUUCAGAUUUCUGAAGAUGUAUUUGUACCCAAGCCUAAGUGAUCAGAUCCGCAGGUGGCAGAAGGCUCAGAGAAAGGAAAGGCCCAUCCGAAGCCGAAGGCCUCAGACCCGCAGGUCAAGCUCCAGAAGAUCCGGGUACGCGUUUGCUCACCAAGAGGGCUACGGAGAGCUCAUCACAUCUGGAAAAAAUAUGCGAGCUAAAAAUCCAGCCCCGACAUCAGGGCUGGAAAAGAUGCUUUACAACAACACGAGCUGGAUUGAAAAUUUAUGUAAGAAAACCACAGACAUGGUGAGCGGCUUUAGUCACGAUAAGACAGUGAAACUGUGA